Messenger RNA from Engraulis encrasicolus (European anchovy), 2459 nucleotides. It is a transcript of the gene mep1bb, whose product is annotated as meprin A subunit beta b. Bases 1 to 2124 code for a protein of 707 amino acids. Gene Ontology annotation, cellular component: membrane. The transcript is spliced from 14 exons. The record is from RefSeq and is a predicted model, not a curated record. Gene Ontology annotation, biological process: proteolysis. Lineage: Eukaryota; Metazoa; Chordata; Actinopteri; Clupeiformes; Engraulidae. Gene Ontology annotation, molecular function: protein binding; metalloendopeptidase activity; zinc ion binding.
AUGGGCCGAAGAGUGUGCAUGCCACUGCUGCUCUUUUUGAUAAUUUCACACGUCCGCUGCAAGCCUACUUCAAAAGCUAGAGAGGUGGAUGUGGAUGAUGGAAGGGAUAUUUUUGACAUAAACACAGAUGCAGGCUUGGAUCUCUUGGAAGGUGACAUUUGGAUGGAAAAGGCAACAAGGAACUCUAUUAUAGGAGACCAGUACAGGUGGCCAACGACCAUUCCAUACUAUUUUGAAGACGAUCUGGAGAUCAAUGCAAAAGGUGUGAUCCUCAAGGCCUUUGAACAGUACCGGCUGAAGACGUGCAUCGACUUCAAACCGUGGUCGGGGGAGGAUAACUACAUCUCUGUUUUUAAGGGAGGCGGAUGCUUCUCCUCCGUGGGGAACCGGCGGGUGGGCAAGCAGCGGCUGUCCAUCGGCGCGGGCUGUGAUCGCAUCGCCACCAUUGAGCACGAGUUUCUCCAUGCUCUGGGCUUUUGGCAUGAGCAGUCACGCGCUGACCGCGAUGACUAUGUCAACAUCAUGUGGGACCGCAUCUCAGAGGGAAGAGAGCACAACUUCAACACGUACAAUGACACUACCUCCAGCGCUCUUAAUGUGCCCUAUGACUAUGGAUCCAUGAUGCACUACAGCAAGAACGCCUUCCGUAACGGCACAGAGCCUACUAUCGUCACCAAAAUCCCUGCCUUCAGUGAUGUCAUAGGCCAGCGCAUGGAGUUCAGCGACUAUGACCUGCUGAAGCUCAGAAGACUUUACAACUGCUCAAGCACAUCCACGUUCCUGGACACCUGUGACUUUGAGCGUGAGAAUAUCUGUGGCAUGAUCCAGGGGCCAGGAGACCAAGCUGAUUGGCUGAGGGUCUCCAAGGCAGCUGGAGGACCAGACACAGACUACUCAAACAUGGGCCAGUGCACAGGCAAGGGAUACUUCAUGCACUUCAGCACUACAUCAGGAAACCAGGAUGACAAUGCCUUCUUAGAGAGCCGUCUGCUGUAUCCAAAGAGAGACUUCCAGUGCCUGCAGUUCUUCCUGUACAACAGUGGCCAUGCCACCGAUGAGUUGAGCGUCUGGGUGCGGGAGUAUGACGCCGCCAACCCUAACGGAACUCUGCGCCUCAUUCAAAAAGUCAAUGCUCCUCCUCAGAACAUCUGGCAGGUGCACCACGUGAGCUUGGAUGUCUCCAAAAAGUUCCGCGUGGUCUUCGCGGGAACCAAAGGUUCCGCCGCGUCCACCGGAGGCCUCUCCCUGGACGACAUCAAUCUCUCCGAGACCAAAUGCCCAGAGCACGUGUGGCGCAUCAAGGACUUCGACAAGGUCAUGUCGGAGACUCUGCAGGGGUCUGCCGUCUACAGCCCCCGCUUCACGUCCAAGGAGGGCUACAGCUUCCAGAUGGCCCUCUACCCCAAUGGCAAGACGCCGGACUAUCCCGGUGAGCUGGGUGCCUACGCCCACCUAGUGUCCGCGGAGGGCGACACGGACGCCGGUCUGAAAUGGCCCUGCCCCUGGAAGCAGAUCACUAUGAUGCUGAUGGAUCAGAACCCAGACAUCCGCUCCCGCAUGUCCAACCAGAGGAGCGUCACCGCAGACCCUACAGCCUUGCUCGAAGGAACAGAGUUCUUCAUCUGGGACGACCCCCGCAAGGUGGGGGUGCAGGUGACAGAUCCAGACACCGGAGCCAAGUACUACCGAGGGACCGGGUCGGGGACCCCCGUGUACCUGACCCAGGCCAGGGCACGCAGCCGAGACUUUAUCAAGGGAGGGGAUGCUAUCUUCCUGCUCACUAUGGAAGAUGUGUCUCACUUGGUGCCUGUGCAACCAGUUCCUAGCCCCUGUGAGCGCUUCAGCUGCGAGAAUGAAGGGGUCUGUGUGGUUGAGAGUACCGACACGCCAGUCUGCAGGUGUGCCUCCGGUGGUGACUGGUGGUACUACGGGGAGAAGUGUCAGCACAGGGGCACCAGUGAAGACCAAACCAUGACGGCCGUGUGGGCCGGAGUGGGAGUGCUCGCCGGCAUGCUGGUGGUGACCGUUGUCAGUGUGGUUUGUGUGAAGAAGAAGUACCAAAGGAGGAUAACAGACAUGGCCAAAGGCCUUCCCAUGGAUGACAUGAAGGUGCAAAGAUUUUAGACGCUCACUCUGGCCAUACUAGUGAAUGGAAAUGUAGCUUUGUGGAGCAUUUCCAAGUCAAUACAGUAUUAUUUAUAACACUCAGCGAACAACACGUAUCUGUUGAGGAUGAAAGAAUCUAAUAAUGUCAUCUGUCAAUAAACCCCUGAAAUGUCCCGUCAUUAUCUCAUGCUACUAUUACACUAGUUCCGUUUAAAAAUGUGGAAAUUCCGAAAGGAAUUGUUCAUGAAUUCUUGCCAAAUGAAAUGUGUUUUCAAGGCCCUGCAGCCAUGCAUUGUUCAACUAUUACUAUUUAAUUCUUGAAAAGAAUCAUUGUAAUCAUGUAAUUUAUCAGA